Molecule: messenger RNA, 3267 nt
Organism: Zasmidium cellare ATCC 36951
Lineage: Eukaryota; Fungi; Ascomycota; Dothideomycetes; Mycosphaerellales; Mycosphaerellaceae
Exons: 2
Coding region: 1-3267 (1088 amino acids)
Biological process (GO): protein autophosphorylation; phosphorelay signal transduction system
Molecular function (GO): histidine phosphotransfer kinase activity; phosphorelay sensor kinase activity
Source: RefSeq, a predicted model, not a curated record
AUGAACAUUCGAAUAUCGGUCCGGCAGCAGCUGUCCUUGCUCUUGAUUCUGUCAGGAUGUAUCGGACUGGCUGUACUCGCCAUCGCGACAUGGAUAGCGAACCAUCAAUUCGUGCUCAAUAUCGCGGGCGAACGUCUCGAGACGACUGCGUCGCUGAAGGCCGCUCAGCUCGCGUACAACCUGGAGCUGAUGCAGACUGCUGCCACCUUUGUCACCACUCGCGCUGUUAUUCAGGGCUCACUGGCUCGUUAUAACAAUGGCUCUGCUAACGAAACAUCGAAUUGGGCUUUAGCUGAGGCCGAUUUGGAGGCCACACUCGGUGAUGUCGGGCCACUGAGCAACGCUUUGGUUCUCCAGGCUAUGGUAUUCUCGCGAAACACGUCCGGUCCGGCUGGGUCAUACAGUGUCUUCAACGGCACAGGCUACGGCUCUGAAUCUAUUGCACUUCCGUGGAAUAACGACAAUGGCACUCGAGCGCAUUUGGGCGACCCAGGGUUGGGAUACCCGCCAGCGCUUUACCCCAAUCUGACCGUAUCGCAACCAACGGAUCCUGAUGAAGUCGGCGCAAACUACGUCGCUACGUAUAACGGCUUUACUAUCCUUCCCACAUCCACACUUGUCCUCGGCCCUCUGCUUGUGAAUGAGACCUUUUCAUUGCUAUCUCUAACUUUGGCAGUGAUGAACACCACAAACGACAAUGAUGUUCUUGGGUGGAUCACAGUCACUACGGAUGCACGCUUAAUACAACAAGUCAUUCAGGAUCAGCGAGGAUUGGGAAAGACUGGACAGACUCUCCUACUUGGACCCGUCAACUCAACCAACUUGUUCGCACCUGGAGUCCUCGGCACAUCUCAAGCUCAAAACACCGAAGUGCGCUAUCUUCUUCCUCUCAAUGCCAGCGCUGCAAGUCGUCACUCGAAGCAUAUCGUUGGCACAGCCAAUCCUCCAUUCCUGGCCAGCAGUUAUCCCGCGGUUGCUGAUGCUAUGGAAGACGAUACAAGCAAUGACACUAUCGGCAGUGUACUUCGGACACACAACGAAGAGAACAAAGAGGUUUCUGUCGGCUUCUCUGCCCCGCCCUCGGAUUUGGUGGACUGGGUUGUUAUUGUGGAGCAGUCAAGAGACGAAGUGUGGGAGCCCAUCAACACGCUCAGGACCAUCAUCUUGGCCUGUCUGUUUGGAGUUGCUGGCUUCCUGUUCAUUGUGUCAUUUCCCUUGGCUCAUUGGUUCAUUCGACCCAUCAUCUGGCUCCGUGCCGCAACCGAGGAGACGAUUGAUCCGCCUCACCGAAGUGGCAGUAGCCACGGAAGUAGUCAAGCACUCAGCAAUGACUCAUCUGGCGCUUUCAAAGAACACUGCCCCUCUCGAAAGGACACCAUCUUCACGGCGGUCACUAGAUGGAGGACCCGAAGAGCCGCUUCGCAUGUCGAAAGCCGUGAAGGAGAUGAGAAGAAGUUUCGCAUACCUGGAAAAGUAAAGACGCGCAAGUCUUGGAUCAAAGAUGAGAUGUCGGAUCUGAUCAAGACUUUUAACGAGAUGUCUGAUGAGCUGUUUAUGCAGUACACGAAGCUCGAGGAUCGUGUGCGGCAACGGACGAUUGAGUUGGAGCAAAGCAAGAAGGCGGCAGAGGCGGCUAACGAGAGCAAGACACUUUUCGUGGCUAAUGUCAGCCACGAACUCAAGACACCGUUGAACGGAAUUCUGGGCAUGUGUGCGGUGUGCAUGGAAGAGGAUGACCCACACAAGCUUCGAAGGUCACUCGGCAUCAUAUACAAGAGUGGCGAUCUCUUGCUCCGGACACUUAACGAUCUCCUCACGUUCAGCACGAAUCAAGUCGGCCAUCAAGUGCUGAUGCUGGAGGAGAAAGAGUUCAUUCUUCGCGACCUCGAAACGCAGGUCAUCUCCAUCUUCGGAGAGCAAGCCAAGGACAGGAGGAUCCAUCUCUGCGUGGCCUUUGACGAAACGCACGGCGAUGUUUUCGGCGUAUCCGGAAAGUUGAGGGACGUCACUCUCUGGGGCGACAUUCACCGUUUAUUGCAGGUCAUCAUCAACCUUGUCUCCAACAGCCUCAAGUUCACACCGGAGAACGGAUCAGUAACGGUUACUAUUCGAUGCUUGACGGAAAGACCAGCAAGACGCCAAUCUGUACAGGAUCACGGUUCCCAACAGCAACGUAAACGCGAUUCCACCAUGCUUGGAUCUGUUAGCAGCGGAACCGCGAACUUCAUCAAUCCACGUGAGGCUUCACAGGCUCAGGAGAAGACGGUUGCACCGCCUGGUAAAGACUUGUUCAUCGAAUUCGAAGUGAAAGACACAGGACCUGGGAUAGCGCCAGAGGACCAGCAUCGCAUCUUUGAGCCAUUCGUCCAGGGUGACGUGGGCUUGAGCAGGAAGCAUUCUGGGACUGGAUUAGGAUUGAGCAUCUGCAGUCAGCUGGCUUCCCUCAUGCGAGGCAGUAUUGCCGUCAAGAGCAAGCUGGGAGAAGGCAGUAGCUUCACGAUGAAGGUCCCGCUCAGGCAUGUCCUGAUGCGCACCGACACGCCGAAAUCCUCACAAGACGCCAUCACGAACGCUUCUUCUACUGCGUCGCGCAGACAGUCGCUGGCCAUGGGAGAGAAGCCCGAAACAUCAUCCCUGAGCAGGCAGUCUACGGGUCGCAGUAGCAAUGGUGGGAUUGUUGCACCAGGUACGAUCCUGGUCGACACUUCUGCGAAGCCCAAGGCAGAGAGGAAAAAUCACGAUGUCGCACCAAGUCCAACUGCGGCGAAAUCGCCUGACACGCCCCUGAAGCAAGCCGUGAAGCAAGCCACCAAAGAAGCCAGGGAAGGCAAGAAGCAGACAGGCCAAGACUUCAGUAACGUGCGAGUCCUCGUUGCCGAAGACAACAAAGUCAACCAAGAGGUAAUUCUUCGCAUGUUGAAGCUCGAGAAGAUCAGCGACGUGACGAUUGCCGAGGACGGCCAGAAGGCAUUGGAUCUCGUCAAGUCGGAAUCUGCACCAGCAGAUCUGGAGAAUGUUCGACCUUCCGCACAGCCUUUCGACCUCAUCUUUAUGGACGUCCAAAUGCCGAACAUGGAUGGGCUGACUAGUACGAGGCUGAUCAGGCAAUCGGGGUUCAAGAGACCCAUUGUCGCUCUGACUGCUUUUGCCGAGCAGAGCAAUAUCGAGGAGUGUUAUGGCAGUGGCAUGGACUACUUUUUGGCGAAGCCGAUCAAGCGACCGCAGUUGAAGAAAGUUUUAACCGACUACUGCUCAUGUAGGCAGUGA